GGAGGAGGACACCACUAUAUGCAGGUAUGAAGCCCAUCGCAGACCUCCACCUGCUCCCAGCACUGAGUGAAGCCACUUGGAGUGAGGGUCAUUCAUGCAAAUGGAGCGUCUCCAGGUGUGGCAAUUCUUCGGUCUCAUCGUCCUUGCCGGCGCCCAGAGCACCACGCACAGCCCCGACCCUCAGCCCUCCUACCUGCUGCUGGCCCCCAGAGUCCUGCGCCCUGGAGUCCCAACAUCAGUGUCCGUCACCAUCCUGACCGCCUCCUCCGUCACUGUGUCCGCCCGCAUCGUUCAGGGCAACCAGACUGUGGCCUCAGACUUCACCACUGUCCAAGGAGGUUCAACCAAGCUGCUGACUUUACCAGCUAUCGGCGAGAGCGAGUCCAGCCACUGGCAGCCGUACUACCUGGAGGUUACAGGUCAAAUGGGCAAGAUCAAGGUAUUCUCCAACUCAACACAGCUGCACUUUGAUGCCAAAGGCCUGUCCACCUUCAUUCAGACAGACAAACUGAACUACAUGCCGGGGCAGGCGGUCAGGAUCAGAGCGGUGUCCAUUCACCCUGACGGGAAACCCUACGUCAGCCCUGUGAACAUCAUCAUCAGAGAUCCGAGGGGGGACUUGGUCAGACAGUGGCUGUCUCUGGACAGCGUCCUGGGGGUCGUGUCUCAAGAGUACCAGCUGUCUGAAAACCCGCCUCUGGGUGAAUGGACCAUCAUUACUACAGUCGCUAAUUUUUCAACCGAGAAGCAUUUCAACGUGGCUCGUUAUGUUCUGCCAAAUUUUGAAGUUGUGAUUAACGCUCCGGAUGUCAUGUAUAAAGAGGACACUCUGUGGGGCUCCGUCACAGCAAAGUACAUGUACGGAAAGCCUGUUCAGGGACACAUGAAUAUAACUUUCCUCCACAGUUUUUAUGGUUAUAACGAGGCAUAUAACGAAGAUAGAGAGAUCAGCGGCAGCACAGACUUCAUGUUUGACAUUCCCAGCUCCUACUUCCCCAUGAGCAAACGAGCUCUCAAGAUGUUCUCCUUGGACGGCUACAUGGACGAUCAGUAUCUAAUGAUCGCUGUUAAUGUGACUGAGCAGCUCACAGGUCUCACAUAUAGCAGCACGGCAAAGGUGUUUUUGGCAAGGUACAGAUAUAAAGUUUCUUUUGAUGGCUAUUCCCAAAUAUUAAGGCCUUCUCUGAACUUCGUUGCCAGGCUAAAAAUAUCUACAUACAACGAUAAGCCCCUGACACCAGAGGAUCAACAGAAAACUGUUAAAGUGUCAGUGAUGCAACAAAAGCAAACUCCGUGGAGUAUGCAAAGGGAUCAGGAGGAGGAAAUGGGGCCUUGGCUGUUAAACAUGUCGGACCCUUCGAAAGAUGUGCAUCCUGAGGAGAUGCUUCCCAAAGAAAUGGAAUUUCUUGUCCCUGCAGAUGGAGUCAUACCCCUCAACAUUCAGCUCAUGAAUGAAACAGAAACACUCACGAUUGACGCAUAUUUUGAGGACAGUCAUAACACUCUACAAGUCUUUCGAAGCUACACAUCCCCCAGUGACUCCUACCUGCAGAUCCAGAAACCCUCCGAGCCUUUAGUGAUAGGUUCACCCCUCCUGCUGCACAUUGACAGGAAUUUUAAAAUGACUGAGAUUCACUACAUAGUGAAGUCCAAAGGGCAGGUAGUUUCUUAUGGGAAAAGCUCUGGUGUUGUAACUCUCGUCCCAGAAAUCAGCUGGGCUCCUCUGGCCUGCGUCGUUGUCUACUGUGUAUGUCCCCACGGAGAGAUCGUCAACGACGCCAUGCAGAUACCCAUCACCCAAACUUUAAAAAACCAGGUGUCUCUGAGCUGGAGCGACACGACGCGGCGGCCAGCUGACGAGGUCACACUGAGGGUCGCAGUGUCGGAGCCCGCCUCUUUGGUCGGCAUCCUGGUGGUCGACAAGGCGACCAAGUGGAAGAGCUCACACAAUGACAUCACCAAGGAAACGGUGCUGAAAGAGAUGAUGGAGUAUGACGUUUCCACAGCCGACGCCUACUCUCACACAAUGACAAUGGGAGAUCCGUACUCCAUCUUUGAGAAAUGCGAUCUUGUUGUGCUGACUGACGCCAGUUUACACAGGAUGAACCAUCCCAUGAGGCCUGAAUUUUCAGGGGAGGGAAUGCAUCAAUUGUUCCUGACAGACAAAAUGGAGCAACAACAGGAGCCACGAGAGCGCUGGAACUUUCCAGAGACCUGGAUAUGGAUGGACAUGACCACAAGUAAUUCAAAGUUAUUGUCGAUACCUCUGACUGUACCAGACAGCAUCACAACCUGGACAGCCACCGCCUUCGUCAUAUCGGAGAACCUGGGCCUGGGCGUCGUAGAGAGGCCGGCAGAGCUCACAGUGUUCCAGGAUUUCUUCCUGUCCUUGAACCUGCCGGCCUACGUCAUCCGAGGAGAGGAGCUGCUGCUGGAGAUCAUUCUGUUCAACUACCUCCCUCAGGACCUGGAGGUCACGGUGAUUGUUGCCGGGAGCAGCACCUUUGAGUUUGUCAUCCCGGACAUUGAGGGGAUGUCCGUGGACAUUGUUCGCGAUGUGUCUGUGGGGAGUCAGAACGUAGCGUCCGUCCUCGUUCCCAUCAAGCCACUGGUCCUCGGGAUGAUCCCCGUCUCUGUGAAAGCCAAAUCGGCCGCGGCGUCCGAUUUCAUCCGCAGGAUGGUGCUCGUCAAGGCUGAAGGACUCGAGCAGUCGUUCUCCGCCUCGCUGCUGUUUGAGCAUCCUCCAUCGGGAAAUUCAUUUUCCAGUCAAGACGUCACGUUCAGCUUCCCGGCAGAUGUCGUGGAGGGCAGCGAGAGAGCUUCAGUGGCGGUUGUCGGUGACAUCCUGGGCCCGUCCAUUAGCGGCCUGGGCUCUUUGAUCCAGAUGCCUUACGGCUGCGGGGAGCAGAACAUGAUCAACUUUGCACCAAACAUCUACGUUCUGCAGUAUCUGAGCGCUGUGGGACAAACGGACACAGAAACCACAGAAAGAGCAACAGGCUACAUGAGGAACGGUUAUGAGCAGGAACUGUCCUUUCGGAGAGCAGACGGCUCCUUCAGUGCCUUCGGAGACCAGGACUCAUCUGGAAGCACUUGGCUCUCUGCGUUCGUGCUGAGGUGUUUCCUGCAGGCACGGCCGUUCAUCAGCAUCGACGACCAAGUGCUGCAGGGAGCGGCGGCCUGGUUAGGAGACCGGCAGGAGGCUGAUGGGAGAUACAUGGAGCCCGGUCGCGUCAUCCACACCGAGCUCCAGGGAGGCCUGGACGGCCCCGUCUCCCUCACGGCCUACGUCCUCAUCGCCCUGCUGGAAGACAGCAACAUCAGGGCGAAGUACCACAGCCAGGUGUCUGCGGCCCUGAUGUUCCUGGAGACCCGCCUGGCUCUCGGGGUGUCCAGUAACUAUAGUCUCAGCCUAGUCACCUACGCUCUGGCUCUGUCCGGAAGCCCCAGCACCGACGCAGCAAUCAGCCAGCUGAUUGGACGAGCUGAGAUGAGAGGUGGCGUGCCGAUGUGGUCUUCCCCAGACGGUGGCCUGUCGUCGUCGUGGCAGCCGCGGUCUGCAGACAUUGAGAUGGUGUCGUACCUGCUGCUCGCCCAACACAAACGGGGCAACGUCACGCAGGCGCUCAGCCUCAUGAAGUGGCUCAGCCAGCAGCGGAACCCAGACGGAGGAUUCGGGAGCACUCAGGACACGGUCGUGGCUCUGCAGGCCUUGUCCACCUUCGCAGCCCACGGCGGCUCUCACGACUUCAACCUCACCAUCAGAGUGAACGCCGACCCUUCGACCACCGUCGCCUUCUUCCACAUCGUCCAGGACAACUACCUGCUGCACCAGAGCAAGCAGAUUGAACCAAAGAAGGAGCUGAACCUGAGGGUGUCUGCAACCGGUCGUGGACUUGCCAUGUUUCAGCUGAACGUGUUUUACAACAUCAGGAACGAGGGGCUGAUGAGGAGGCGCCGAGACGCCGGCGAGCGCGAGGCCUUUAAUCUGGACGUCGAGCUGUUUGACACAGCGAUGGUCUCACAUCUGUACAUCUGUAGCAGUCUGUCAGAGGGUCUGGGUCUGACGGCGACGGGCAUGGCCAUCAUGGAGGUGGGUCUGCUGAGCGGCUUCCACCUGCAGCCGAACGGCGUCCCGAUCAACCAGGUCAUCAAGAAAGUGGAGACGGUGCCGGGGAAAGUGGUCCUGUACCUGGACUCUGUGACGACGGAGGAGAUGUGUGUACGGAUUCCUCUGGUCGUGGAGUUUAAAGUCGCCAAAGUCCAGGAGGCCAAUGUUAUCAUCUAUGAUUAUUAUGAACCAAGGCGGAGGACGGUGAGAACGUACACGUCGGAGUGGAGGAGCCAGAUGUCCGCCUGCUCCUUCUGCGGCAGCGACUGCAGUCAGUGCAGACAAGUCGACUACGACUAUUAUGACACCAGCGUGAUGUCACACAGCACCCAAAGCGUCCCAGUGCGUGGGUUAACCCCUGCUCUGUUCCUCCUCCUCAUCAUCAUCGUUAUGUAAAUAAGUCCAACAGAUGUUCAGCGUUUGCAGAUGAAGUUUACAUAUAUUGUGUGAAAUGUUUUUUUUUUUCUUUUUCAUAUAUCAUUGUGUUGGUUGCAUCAAUUCUAUAACUUGAAUUAUUCAGUGUGCAUUUGAAUACAGCUGCUAAAUACUGCUGAGCUCAAUGUUUUUGUCUCAUGGGAACAUUUAUUAUACAUACAUGCAUAUCAGGGAGAUUCUCCUACAUAAAUAAUCUUUUUAUCAUAAAUGACAUAUAUCUGGUUUUAACGGUUUAUUCUGCCUGCCACCUUGCAUUAAUUAAAAUAGGAUGUGUGUUUUUAAGUGCACAACAAUGUAUUAAGAGAUGUAUAAAAGUAAUUGGACACUUUAAGCAAACACUUUGUAGAUUUCUGCCAUAGAUUAAAUGGGACUGUUACAUUUG
Molecule: messenger RNA, 4928 nt
Organism: Etheostoma spectabile (orangethroat darter)
Lineage: Eukaryota; Metazoa; Chordata; Actinopteri; Perciformes; Percidae
Gene: cd109
Product: CD109 molecule
Exons: 33
Coding region: 95-4507 (1470 amino acids)
Cellular component (GO): extracellular region
Molecular function (GO): endopeptidase inhibitor activity
Source: RefSeq, a predicted model, not a curated record